Purpureocillium takamizusanense is the source of this 720-nucleotide messenger RNA. RefSeq names its product Sm snRNP core protein Smd1 (gene smd1). Bases 55 to 411 code for a protein of 118 amino acids. Gene Ontology annotation, molecular function: RNA binding. Gene Ontology annotation, biological process: spliceosomal snRNP assembly; RNA processing. Gene Ontology annotation, cellular component: U4 snRNP; U5 snRNP; precatalytic spliceosome. The transcript is spliced from 3 exons. The record is from RefSeq and is a predicted model, not a curated record. NCBI's taxonomy places the organism in Eukaryota, Fungi, Ascomycota, Sordariomycetes, Hypocreales, Ophiocordycipitaceae.
UUUGCACAACAACACACCUACAUACAAAAUUACUCGCCGCUCUGAGUCGCGAAGAUGAAGCUCGUAAGGUUCUUGAUGAAGUGCGCCAACGAGACGGUGACAAUCGAGCUCAAGAAUGGCACCAUCGUUCAUGGCACGAUCGCGAGCGUCACGCCCCAGAUGAACACCGCCCUCCGCACCGUCAAGAUGACGCCCAAGGGCGGCAGCCCCGUCUCCCUCGACACCAUGAACAUCCGCGGCUCGACGAUCCGCUACUUCAUCCUCCCCGACUCCCUGCCCCUCGACACACUGCUCGUAGACGACGCGCCCAAGCCCAAGAACAAGGCCCGGAAGGAGACGGACCGGGGACGUGGCCGCGGUAGAGGAGGCGGUAGAGGGCGCGGCCGCGGCCGCGGCCGUGGACGAGGCUAAGGGAACCGGGGGCAGAGGAGGGACGCGAACGGUAGAGCAAUACUUGGCAACCUGUUGCGCAGCUGCGUCGGCAGGUAGGCAGUCCCUUGCGCGCGGGAUGGCGGAUUUCGGACAAAUCGCAUAUAGAGACGGCGCGGUGGUUGUCACGACGAUAUCGCAAGGCGACGGGUUUUUGGCGUUUUUUCGGACGUUUGGUCACUCAAAACUGGAGUCUAUUCUACACCGGAUGCUGGUGCUUUGUUCGGAGGAUCAGGGGGGCCAGGGGCGGACCAAGAAGUGGCUCCUGAAUACAGACGCCGCAUGCCCAGC